AUGAACCUACGAGAUACUGGAAAGUUAGAAACUUGGGAUAGAUUUUUUGAUUAUUUAAUUAACACUUUUUAUUACCGUUUUCGCCAGCAAUUAGGUUAUCCCUUUGGUCAUUUUCAAUCGGAACCCAUGGUGCGUUUUGGUGAUUUGGCGAUUUAUAAUCGCACCAUUUAUCUUAACCGCUUAUUUUUAUACCAACAACUAGGUCUACGAGUUUACUUCCUUAACCCCACUGAAUUUAAAGAAUUGUUUGGCUUGGAUAACUUAAUUAGAGUAUUAGCUCAUGAAUUAGGACAUGUAAUUUUAACCGACACCCAACCGGAAGCCCAAGAAAUCAACGGCGGACAUGGUAAGGAACAUGACAAAACUAACACAGAGAUUUUAAAGUUAAUCAAAGCUUCUUCGGAAUACCAAGAAUUACAGAAUUAUUGA
Messenger RNA from Funneliformis geosporum, 429 nucleotides. NCBI's taxonomy places the organism in Eukaryota, Fungi, Glomeromycota, Glomeromycetes, Glomerales, Glomeraceae. The record is from the annotation of a GenBank genome assembly.